AUGUCUGCGAGGGGCCGAGGACGGGGCGUGGCAGCCUUCACCUUCAACAUUGAUGCUCUUGGAAUCACUAGGGGAUCUAUGCCAGAGACUGCAUUUGGGCCAAAACCACUGUUCCCUAACACGGACUACAAGCCUGUGCCAUUAAAAACUGGUGACGAUGAAGACUACAUGCUGGCCCUGAAACAGGAAAUGCGAGGAACUAUGCAACGUCUGCCAUUCAACAUUCCACUGCCCAAGAAGAAGGCAGAUGUGGAGAGAUACAAGGAGAAGUAUGAACAAGAUAAGCUGAAAGACCACGAAAAUACUUGGACACCAGACUGGCAGCGCCUACCAAAGGAACUGAUGCCCCAGAAGAAAAAGGUUAAAAAGAAGACUGCUGUGAAGAAAAAAACCAAGGAAGCAACAAGCAAACAGAAACAAGACCUACUGACUAAGUUAGAUGAGCUAGAGAAGAAAGAUACAGGAUCAGAUGAAGAGAAAGAAGACAAGAAGGCAGAAGGGGGAGAGGAGGAGGAAGAGGAGGUUGAGGGGGAGGAGUAUGACGAAGAGGAGUUUGAAGAGGAGAAUGACUACAUCGCCAGCUACUUUGAAGAUGGAGAUGAUUAUGGUGGUGGCAGCGAUGACAACAUGGAUGAAGCCACAUAUUAA
Messenger RNA from Megalops cyprinoides (Indo-Pacific tarpon), 648 nucleotides. It is a transcript of the gene polr3g, whose product is annotated as polymerase (RNA) III (DNA directed) polypeptide G. Bases 1 to 648 code for a protein of 215 amino acids. NCBI's taxonomy places the organism in Eukaryota, Metazoa, Chordata, Actinopteri, Elopiformes, Megalopidae. The record is from RefSeq and is a predicted model, not a curated record. The transcript is spliced from 7 exons. Gene Ontology annotation, biological process: transcription by RNA polymerase III. Gene Ontology annotation, cellular component: RNA polymerase III complex.